AUGGUAUACCCAACACUCCCUAUCACCAAUGGUGGUAAUUACCUAUCUGCGAUACCGAGAUCAUCCGAAUCUGAGUCUUCGUUAGAUCCAGAACCAGUCACACCUGAGUUGAACUCCCGACAAACAAUACGCAAUAUCGAAGAACCUGAAGAACAGUUACAAUGCAAAUGGAACGACUGUAAACACACUUCUUCAUCACCUGAUGAAUUAUAUGAUCAUCUUUGUAACGCUCACGUCGGAAGGAAAUCUACAAACAAUCUAUGUCUCACUUGUGGUUGGGAGAAUUGUGGUGUGAAAUGCGUCAAAAGAGAUCACAUCACUUCGCAUCUAAGGGUCCAUACACCACUCAAACCCCAUCCUUGCUCAGUGUGUUCAAAAACAUUCAAGCGGCCACAAGAUUUGAAGAAACACGAACGAAUCCAUACGCAAGAACAUCAUCAGAUGCAUAAAUUAAGCAAAGCUGCUACUUCAACAGACCCGAUCUUCAAUUCCAGAGUAUCAACCGGAAACAUCCACUCUCAUGCAGACGUUCGACAACGAUCACCAAUGUCAUCUUCACACUCCCUCUCACCUUCCUCGUCAUCCUCCCGAUCGCAAUUAAACCCGUCCUCACCAUAUGAUCAUCUACUACACCCCAACCAUAGCCAAGAGAAAUCCACUUCACCCUCACCCUCCGCUCUAGCUGCAUUACACCGGAAACAACAUGAAGAGCUGGCCGCAUACCAACAAAGGGAAAUGGCAAUACUUCAACAAUUAGCGUAUAAUCAACAGCAAACUCAAGCUUACGCUGCUCAAUUAGCCGCAGGCGAUGGUUUCUCCAAAGUCGGCAUGAAAAGAGGUCAAAGCGAAGGAUUAGAAGGUUUAUUGGCUGAUAUGAAGAAGAGAAAAGUCGAGCCGGUUUAUGAUGCAGGCUUCAACGACUACACCCCUCCACUCAAUGCAACCGUCAACCCCUACCCAGCCCUACCCUCUCUUCCAGGGUUACCUUCUUCGAUGACAUCUGUCAAUCCUUCGCCGCCAUUGUCCAUACCGGAGAUCCGAACGGAAGCCGAUUUGGCAAUGUUCAACGAGUUCAUGAUAUCUCUUGGACGAGACGCAGCAGGUCAAUCGCAGCAUAUCCAACCUAUGAUGCACACUACGUCCGGUGGAUCUAACAACGAUUCACCGUUAUCAGACAACAGUGCUAGCGUCGAAGACCUGUUCAACCCUGAAGAACUCGCUUCAUUAGGUUUAGGGAUCCCGAUUCCUCAACACACAGAGAACCCCCAGAUGUCUCACUCUCUUCCAAACAAUUCGUCAAUCUCUUUCGGUGGAUUAUACCCAUCAUUGGAAGGCAUGCGAAGUCGCACUGGAUCCGCGCCCGAUGUUUCCACCUUAUCCGAUCCGUCUUUCAAACGACCCAUCGCUAGUCUACCGAGAGCAUCUACAGGAAGUCUUCAUACAGGCACCCACAUAAAACCAGCGACCACAUCCAAUUUCUAUGGACUCGGACCAACACAAUAUGCCGAACUUCCAUUUACAUUCAACGACUACAGUCACAAUGACGCUGGUCUCGGAUCUAUUGACCACAAUGGAUAUGACUCGUUCGAUUCCCUCGCUCGUUCCAAGCAAAACUUGUACCCUGCAGCGACACUUGCUCCAAAAGACUUUUACAAAAAGACGUACAGACAUGUCCAACCUCUGGGAGCGAGUCUAUCCGCCAGAGCUAAAGAAUCCGCUGAACGUACUGCGUUCGAAGAAGACGAAGAGGAUGAAUAUGUCAUUGAAGAGCCUUCAGAAUACGAAGAAGAUAUGGAGAAAACCCCCAAGAUACCAGUUAAAUCUCUGUUAAGUGAUGUUGACUCGGAUCCUGCCUUGAGGUUACCUGCUAUACAAUCAUCUACACCAGAUGAAAACAAUAGGACAUUGCCUUCUUUAUCGUCAAUAAAUCAUUAUCGAUCAAACUCAAUUGCAUCGAGUUCGUCAACACCUAAAGGAUCACCUGUGCCAUCCUCAAGAAACCUGCCUUUAGUCGCCUUGCCUGUCAAGAGACACACUGAAGAUGCGAUUGUCAGAGGUGUGAAACGAUUGGAAUUGAACGAUGGUGAAUCAGUCUCAACGAGUCUUGGUGACGAUCACGAAUCUAGUGAGGCAGAUACAGAGGAAGAAGAAGAACCUGAAAGACCUUCAACAGCUACGAUAGUCAAAGAGAUGAGAAGGAGACAUGCUCAAUUAAUCCGAAGUUGGUUAAUAGCUGUUAACCUUGAGUUCAGACGUAAGAAAUUGGAACAACAUCAAUUGUUAGAACGGCAACGACAGGAAUUCGAACUUCGACAUCAAAGAGAACGAGAUGAACAACUGCAUGAGAUCGACGAGCUAGAGGAGGACGACAGAGAAUGGGAAGAAGAGAGAGAAAGGGAGAAGGAGCCGAGGGUGAAAGUCGAAAUAUUGGCUUAA
Kwoniella shivajii is the source of this 2436-nucleotide messenger RNA. RefSeq lists its product as uncharacterized. NCBI's taxonomy places the organism in Eukaryota, Fungi, Basidiomycota, Tremellomycetes, Tremellales, Cryptococcaceae. Gene Ontology annotation, cellular component: nucleus. The transcript is spliced from 3 exons. The record is from RefSeq and is a predicted model, not a curated record. Bases 1 to 2436 code for a protein of 811 amino acids. Gene Ontology annotation, biological process: positive regulation of transcription by RNA polymerase II.